AGAGGGGCCAGUGGGGGUGAAAAAAUGGGUGGGCGGUGAUGUACCGGGGCGAGGCUGGAAGAGGGGAGAAAUGCGCAGGCCGCAAGGAUUGGGGACAGUGAAGUGGCGAGGAUACGCGCGGGGGAGGGUUGGGGAGGGGAGGGGCGAGGUUAGAGAGCAAACAGGGACUGGGAGCCGGACGAAGGGAGAAUACGCGGGGAGGCGGCCAGGAACCCCGGAGAAGGGGCGAACACGGCUGGGAGGAGAGUAGAGGGUUCAACUCGGAAGGUCAAGACAAAGAGGCGUGGGCAGGCCGCUGGGCCAGCUAGUGCCAUCCUUGCCAUCAUGGCAGAAAAAGUGAACAACUUCCCUCCAUUGCCCAAAUUCAUCCCCCUGAAGCCAUGUUUCUACCAAGACUUUGAGGCAGACAUUCCUCCCCAGCAUCUCAGCAUGACCAAGCGCCUCUACUACCUCUGGAUGUUGAACAGCGUCACGCUGGCCGUGAACCUGGUGGGCUGUCUCGCGUGGCUGAUCGGAGGCGGGGGAGCCACCAACUUUGGCCUCGCCUUUCUCUGGCUCAUCCUCUUCACACCCUGCUCCUACGUCUGCUGGUUUCGGCCCAUUUACAAGGCCUUCAAGACUGACAGCUCCUUCAGCUUCAUGGCAUUCUUCUUCACCUUCAUGGCCCAGAUGGUCAUCAGUAUCAUCCAAGCCGUGGGCAUCCCAGGCUGGGGCGUCUGUGGCUGGAUCGCUACCAUCUCCUUCUUCGGAACAAAUGUUGGCUCAGCAGUGGUGAUGCUCAUUCCCACCAUCAUGUUCACGGUUGUGGCUGUGUUUUCCUUCAUUGCCCUCAGCAUGGUUCAUAAAUUCUACCGGGGCAGUGGGGGGAGUUUCAGCAAAGCUCAGGAGGAGUGGACCACGGGGGCAUGGAAGAACCCACACGUGCAGCAGGCGGCCCAGAAUGCAGCCAUGGGGGCAGCCCAGGGUGCCAUGAAUCAGCCGCAGACUCAGUAUUCCGCCACCCCCAACUACACAUACUCCAAUGAGAUGCUACGUGUCCCAGUGGUAUAUGCUCCUGAGACUGAGCCCAUUCCCAGAUCAAGGAAGAAGACAGGAGUGAGCCUUAGGUGUGAUGUGGGAGGCACACGGCUGGAGAUGCACAGCCCACCUGUGUACCUCACUCCCAGGGAGUGGAAAUGCUGGGUCAUCGCAGAGCUUGGCCUACAAGGAGGGGGGCUCCUCUCUUCUCUGCCCUGCUUCUCCUCCUCUUCCCAGAGCCCCCUUGAGCCCCUCUGCCUAUGUCCCUCCCCAUGCCCCCAGCUGCUAGCCUACCCCCAUCCCAUGCUAGGUGGCAUCUGUCGUCUGUGAGGGCCAAUUCCAUUGCCUUCUCUGAAGAGCUGGGUGGUAUCCAAGUAGUUUUCAGGUGUAAAGGUACAGCUGGAGCAGAGGGAAUGUAAAUAAUUAUUGGUCCCUGAGUAAGUUCUGACUGGCCCAAAGCCACUGGGCAGGUACGAGGUAUCUCUGAAUGACCAUUGGAUUCCUGGGAGCAGAUAGCUGUUCUGUGUGGGUCUGGUAGAGGGGCGGGCUCAGAGGGCUGGGCCUGAAGGGAAGAUUGGAGGAGAAGGCAGGCAGGACCCAGGGAGAGGAGAGCCUGCCUCCUCCCACCCCAGCUUGCUUUUGGUCACAGAGCAGUUCUGGGCACUUGAACUCAGGGCCCAGGGAGAAGCGCAUGCUUAGUCCUAUCCCUGAGCACAGUAGCUGGAAUGGGGUUUCAGAUUAGGUGGGGUGGGAGGGGACGCCUUCUGACAUUUUUUUUUUUCCCCCCAAAUCAAGAUCACCUACCCCCUUCUGCCUAUUAGACUUGGUCUUUGGACCUUUCUCACCCCGUCAGAACCCGCUUUCCCUUGCAGGGUAGUGAUUUAAGGCUACCUGGGGCUACUUGGGGCUGUUCUGUUCCAAGCAUUGUGAAAAUGUUGCUGGUAGAGGUCCUAACUCUUUCUGAGGCCUAGAGGGAGUGGACUUUUUUACCCAAAGAGCAGCUGCCUGUUUUCCAUCCUCCCUUCUCCUGUCUGGGCUAUUUGGCCUGAAAAUUUUGGCCAGGCCAGCUUGGUCACUCCGGGUUGGCUCCAGCUGGGAACCCAACACCUGUGCUUCCAGGUGCCAUCCUGAGCUUUGAGCUCCAGGCACUUCAUUUUUCCUAUAAGGGGAGCCAAGUCUUCUGAAAAGUUCUCUUCCUAAUGAUCCCUGAUGCUUGGGCCAGAGUAUGAUUGACUCUCUGCUCUACCAUUUUCUCUCCAGGAAGCAGUUGUCUCAGCCUCGAUACCUAAAAAGAGACUCUAGGUCUAGGUUUUCUUCCCUUUUCCUUUCCCCUACCCUAGACCUCUGGCUCCCUUUCUCUUAGUGUAUCUGGUAGCUCCAGGAGGCCUGUGGUAGCGCUCAUACCUGUUGGAUGCCACCUGCAGUCAAUUUCCUGUCCUCCUUGCCUCUCUUCUUUCCUGGCCCAGACCUAUAUGGCCAUGCCCUGGCUCUGCUCUUGGAAGGCCUGCUACCUGUGUGUGACCCAGCUUGUCCAGGCCCUGGGAUGCUGCAUCUCUAGGCAACUAUGCACUUUCCUAGGGAGGGAACCAGUAUGAGAAUUGGGGGCUGGGCAUGAAUUCAUCUCCGCUGGAUGGUCUGUCUUGGGAGUGUGAUGGAGGAAGGUCACUUCUGGGAAUCCUUAGGUCUGGCCAGCCAGUGACCUGCUUUUGCAUUUUGCUGGUGCCUACUGCUCCUCCUCGUUUCUGGGAGACACAGACCAUUGUCCACCUGGCAGUUGACCUGCCUGAGCUGUCUGUCUAUGGUAAUUGAGUGAACCAUAAUAAAGGGGAACAUUUGGCCCUGUG
This is a messenger RNA of Neogale vison (American mink), 2861 nucleotides long. It is a transcript of the gene SCAMP5, whose product is annotated as secretory carrier membrane protein 5. Gene Ontology annotation, cellular component: recycling endosome membrane; trans-Golgi network membrane. Lineage: Eukaryota; Metazoa; Chordata; Mammalia; Carnivora; Mustelidae. The coding region runs from base 325 to 1347 and encodes 340 amino acids. The record is from RefSeq and is a predicted model, not a curated record. The transcript has 8 exons. Gene Ontology annotation, biological process: protein transport.